Messenger RNA from Panicum virgatum (switchgrass), 1663 nucleotides. RefSeq names its product zinc finger protein WIP2-like. Gene Ontology annotation, biological process: anatomical structure development; regulation of gene expression. Gene Ontology annotation, molecular function: DNA-binding transcription factor activity. The coding region runs from base 156 to 1403 and encodes 415 amino acids. NCBI's taxonomy places the organism in Eukaryota, Viridiplantae, Streptophyta, Magnoliopsida, Poales, Poaceae. The record is from RefSeq and is a predicted model, not a curated record. The transcript has 3 exons. Gene Ontology annotation, cellular component: nucleus.
UCUCUCUCUCUCUCUCUCUCUCUCUCUCCAUGUAGCUAGUAAGUGUACAGCAGCGGCUGCAGCCCCUUCUCUCUCUAUAAUAGUUCCUCCUCUCCCUCCCAUCCACACCUCUUCUUCUCUAUCUUCAGCUCCACUCCAGUCCAGCUGCCUCCACCAUGGGAGACCCCUACACCAAUUUCCUCAGAGGCUACUACUCCUCCCACUUCCCUCCCUCCAACCCUCCCUCCUUCCCCACCAGCGGCAGCUACGCCUCCUCCUACCUCCACCCGCCUCCCCCCUCCCCUCCCAUCAGGGAAGCCCUCCCGCUCCUCAGCACCCUCACGCCAUCGUCGUCGUCGGCGGCCACCAACCACCAGCAGCACCACGACGACGUCGCCGCCCGAGAUCACAAGGCCGCCUGCAGGCGCGCCGCCUCCUGCAGCGGCCAAGACGACACGGCCGAUCAGGCCUCCGGGGAGGUCACCGUGGCCUUGCACAUCGGCCUGCCCAGCCCCGGCCCCUCCGAGUCCGCGGCGGGCGGCAGCGAGAGCCGAGAACCGGCGGCGGAAGGGAGCAGCAGCCUGCAGCAGCCAGGGGACGGCCAUGAAGGAGGAGGGGACGAGGAGGACGGCGACGACGCGGAGGACGCCGCCAUGGCGGUCGGCUGCGCGUCCAUCGGCAUCGGGAGGCUGACGAAAGGGCAGUACUGGAUCCCCACCCCGUCGCAGAUCCUCAUUGGGCCCACCCAGUUCUCCUGCCCCGUCUGCUACAAGACCUUCAACCGAUACAACAACAUGCAGAUGCACAUGUGGGGCCACGGGUCCCAGUACCGCAAGGGCCCCGAGUCGCUGCGCGGCACGCAGCCGACGGCGAUGCUCCGGCUGCCGUGCUACUGCUGCGCGGCGGGGUGCCGGAACCACAUCGACCACCCGCGGGCGCGCCCCCUCAAGGACUUCCGCACCCUGCAGACGCACUACCGCCGCAAGCACGGCAUCAAGCCCUUCAUGUGCCGCAAGUGCAGCAAGGCCUUCGCCGUCCGCGGCGACUGGCGCACCCACGAGAAGAACUGCGGCAAGUUCUGGUACUGCGCCUGCGGCUCCGACUUCAAGCACAAGCGCUCGCUCAAGGACCACAUCCGGGCCUUCGGCAGGGGCCACGCCGCAUGCGGGAUCGACUGCUUCGACGACGGCCUCGACGACGACGACGGCGACGGCCGAGACGACCGCGACCCGUCCAUCUCGUCGGAGGUCAUCGACCACGCCGCCGGUGGUGGCGGUACUGCUGCUGCUGCCAACCGUAGCAACACUGCGGCUAGCGCCGCCGCUACUGCCACCGGCGCCGCCAGCAGCUCUUACCGCCACCGCCACUGGAAGCCGCCGCCGCCGCCGCCGCCGCCGUCGAGAGGCUCCGGCGGGCUGCUAUAGGAUAGAAGAUAGUUUUAACCUGUGCAUGACUACAAAGCGUGAACCAGUUUGGUCCCUGGAACACUAAAGUUUAUACCAUGGUCAUUUUGAUGUAAUUACAUAAAUUUGCUGAAAAUUAUAUAUGUCAUUUCUGCUUCGUUGAGAGGAAUUAUACAGGACAACAAACGUUUGUGUCUGCUCCCACGCAUCAUUGUUGUCUUGAGUUUAUGUGCUCAUUUUUUUUCUUAAGAAAAGUAAUUGGUUUUCAAUGCCUUUGAGAA